AUGGCCAACGACAUUCAACCUACCGAUAUAGAGCCUGGUGGCUCCUCGGGUGGCAUCACUCUGACACGAGAAAAGACAAACUUGUCCUACAGCUACGACAACAGAAAAGGAUGGAGACGAUGGAGAGUCUUUCACCCUGGUAGAGGAAUGUAUCACGACAUCAAGAGGCGACUACCGUAUUAUUGGAGCGACAUCACCGAUGCUUUAACUUAUCGUGUGGUUGCCAGUACUAUUCGCAUGUACUUUGUCAAUCUUCUUCCAGCUAUAGCCUACACACUUGACAUGUACCGUCGAACAGGACAAUUCUUUGGUAUAAACGAGGCUCUCUUCUCCUCGGCGCUAGCAGCGGUUGUCUUUAGUCUUCUCAGCACACAGCCUCUUACUAUUGUUGGCGUUACGGGUCUUAUCUCUUUGUUCAACUUUACCAUAUACGAUAUCAUCAGCAUUUAUGAUGUCUCGAUCUAUCCCCAGUUCAUGGCAUGGACUGGUAUAUGGGCAGCCAUCUUUCACUGGCUUGUGGCUAUCUUUAACACAUGUGAUUAUAUGCGUUAUGUCACCGACUUUUCGAGUGAGGCCUUCGGGAUUACGUUAAAACUACUGUAUGUCGAUAAGAGAGGCACUGAUGAUGUUUUAGUCAAAGGCGUGGAAGAACUGGUAAACGAGUUUGACCAACAAGGAUCUGCGGCUGGUUAUCUUGCCUCCAUCAUCGCCAUUCUUUACUUUGGUACAGUCUAUUGUCUGGAGAGGCUGGGCUCCAGUACUGUUUGGAAACCAGGCGUUCGAGCCAUUCUUGCUGAUUAUGCUUAUGUGUUUGGAACCCUCUUUUGGGUCGGCUUCUCUCACUUCCCCGGUAGACUCGAGGCGACACACAUAGAGCGCGUACCUGUUACCAAGGCUUUCUACCCGACACAGUCUAGAGACUGGCUUAUCGACUUUUGGAACUUGGAUGCUAAAUGGGUGUUUGUCGCGCUACCAUUUGGGUUCUUAACUAUGCUUCUGUUCUAUUAUGACCACGCUCGUCAGUAUCCGCUCAAGAAACCUGGUGGCUUUCACUGGGACUUCUUCCUUCUCGGUUGCACAACAUUUGUUUCGGGGAUUCUUGGACUUCCAAUGCCUAAUGGCUUAGUACCGCAAGCACCUGUUCACACAGACUCCCUCACUGUGUAUGAAACAGACCUCAAGAUCAUUCCAACAUCCGAAAGUGAAGAUACUGAGAUUCGCCGUCCUGUCGUACGAGCUGCAGCUGUAGUCGAGCAGCGUGUUUCACACUUCCUUAUGGGGCUUGGAUUGAUAGGUACAAUGACUGGCCCCCUUCUUGUGGUACUUCAUACAAUGCCAGCUGCUGUCUUUGCAGGUGUGUUCUUUGUCGUGGGUUGGGGUUCGAUUGAAUCGAAUGGUAUCCUUCAAAAGUUCAUCUAUCUUCAGUCCGAAGAUCGUUUUAUCCAGCGCGACGAGCCACUUCUUCGCGUCAGAAGACGCAAGAUAAUUCUUUUCAUCAGCAUUCAGCUGAUUGGCGUCUUCGCUUGUGUCGCUGUCUCGCAUACUCUCGCAGCUAUUGGCUUUCCUGUCUUGAUAAUCUUACUAAUUCCUUUACGUAUUAUAAUUGUACCUCGCUGGUUCAGUCUUCAGGAACUUCAGAUCCUCGAUGAUUUUACUGCGACUAACAAGGCUGUUCUUGCCAGCUUGGGUGGCCAACCUGCCCUUCCGGAGCACUCAAAGGAGGAGGAGGAGUGGGGAGUUGAAGGGAGACAUAGUGAGAAUCAGCAUGGUGUUGCUCGCCAACGUGCCGGAAGCGUUCACCGAUAG
Molecule: messenger RNA, 1806 nt
Organism: Fusarium venenatum
Lineage: Eukaryota; Fungi; Ascomycota; Sordariomycetes; Hypocreales; Nectriaceae
Source: RefSeq, a predicted model, not a curated record